Messenger RNA from Pygocentrus nattereri (red-bellied piranha), 6630 nucleotides. It is a transcript of the gene nphs1, whose product is annotated as NPHS1 adhesion molecule, nephrin. Gene Ontology annotation, molecular function: cell adhesion molecule binding. NCBI's taxonomy places the organism in Eukaryota, Metazoa, Chordata, Actinopteri, Characiformes, Serrasalmidae. The transcript has 30 exons. Bases 116 to 3865 code for a protein of 1249 amino acids. The record is from RefSeq and is a predicted model, not a curated record. Gene Ontology annotation, cellular component: cell-cell junction. Gene Ontology annotation, biological process: cell-cell adhesion.
AGCAUGUUCUAAGCUUGCUUUCUCUACACCAGACGAGACAAAGAGCCGCUUCUGAGCUCCAGAGCCAGCGCCAACAUCGCUCUACAGGACAGUUCCUGGUCUGUGAUUGGACAAAAUGGCCAUGAUGUCAGCAUUGAUCCUUCAUGCUUUUAUCCUCCUGCUCUUCACUCAACCACAAGGUGUGAGUGGGCAGCAGGCGUUCCGAACAGAGCCUCGUAACCUGACUGUACGGGCAGGGGCCACGGCUCUGCUGAAGUGUGAAGUGCUCAGGGCCUCGGGGGCUGUCCAGUGGGUAAAGGACGGUCUGCUGCUUGGGCCACAGAGGUCACUGCCUGGCUACCCACGCUACAGCAUGACCGGCGAGGAGAAUAGAGGCCAAUACCAUCUCCAGAUUAUGGAUGUUCACCUGGAAGACGACUCCCCCUACGAGUGCCAAGUGGGCCGCUCCAAAACUAGCCAGCCCAUAGUCUCCCGUACAGUGUGGCUCAAUGUGCAGAUUCCCCCCUCAGAGCCAUAUAUUGAGGUGGACUCUGAAGAGCCCUGGGUGGAGGGAGAAGAGUACACAGUGACCUGCAUCGCCCCAGAUGCAAAACCAGCUGCUGAUGUCAUUUUCUAUAAAGAUGGAGAGGAACUGACAGAUAUAGAGUCUUUCACCAUGUCAGGCUCUGAGGAUAAACUUCUCAACACUCAUGCUGAAGUUAAGGUCAGGGCACAGCGUUUGGACAACGGCCGGCUCCUGCUGUGCCGAGUGAAGAAUCCAGUUAGUCCCCGGGCUCUGGAAACCAAAAUGGUCAUGAACAUAUACUUCCCACCGCAGGCUCCAGUGAUAGAAGGAUUGAGGAGCAGUGAGGUGAAAGCGGGGACCUUUCUGAGGCUCGUCUGCCUGUCAUACGGAGGGAACCCUCUGGCUACUUUGCACUGGACCAAGAAUGGAGAGGUAUUGUCCACUAGCUGGGAGGUGGACACAGUCUCUCAGAAGGCCAGCAGUUUGUUGAAUAUGGAGGUGAAACCGGAGGAUAAUGAAGCUGUUCUAUGCUGUGAGAGCGUCAACCAGGUGUCCAGAUCUCCUUUGUCCAUCACUCGCUCCCUCACUGUCCUCUUCGAACCUGCUGAAGUGACCCUGCUGGGCUCCGUCGAGGCUGUAGAGGGGACGAAGGUGACCCUGUGCUGCCACACCUCCUCCAGCAACCCCCCAGUCCACAUCCGCUGGUGGCUCGGCUUCAGAGAGCUCAACAAUGCCACAGUCACCAUCUCAGAGGGAGAGAAUGGAGGGAUGAUGACCAUGUCCAAUUUGACCCACACUGUGUCCAGAGAGGAAAAUGGACUCCCUUUUACCUGUGAGGCAUUUAACAAAGGCACACGCUUCUCCAGCAUCCAAUCCAAAACUCUCAGUGUCUACUAUCCUCCUCAGAAGGUGUGGUUAGACGCUCCUCCGGAAGGAACUCCUCUGCGCUCUGGGAUGACUGUGCGUCUGGUGUGUUUCUCCAGUGGAGGAAAUCCUGCAGGCCGCCUGACGUGGUUAAAGAACGGUAAAGUGGUGCAAGUCCCAUCAAAGCAUGUCCAAUCUGAGCGUGGCGUAUCGCGGGAGUUCCUCCUGACCCUCCAUCCCAGUGAUAAUUUAGCCACCUAUCGCUGUGAUGCCACCAACGAGGCCAAAAAAGUGAAGUCGGCUGAGAUAAAGCUGCAGGUCCAGUUUCCUGCAGUGAAUGUGAAGAUUGUGGUGAAGCAGAAUGAGCUGCGUGCAGGACAGGUGCUUAAUCUGGACUGUCUGGCUGGAAGCAGCAACCCUAAAGCCAAUAUCAGCUGGAGUCUGGGCUCCACCAGGCUGAAGGGAGUAGACCAGGCCCCCAAGAAGGCGGAGUAUGGUGGUCUGUCCGUCAGCAGCAAACUGGCCCUGUGCUUGGGCUCUCAUCACCACGACAACAGGAUUACCUGUCAGGUCUUCAGUAGCCUCCUGUCUGAGGGAGUGAACACCUUCUACACCCUCAACGUUCUCUUCCCACCAGAGUUUGCAGAAGACCAGCCCACAGAGGUCCAGAUCAUCGAGGACGACAUGGCCACUCUGCCCGUCAUGGUGUCCGCCAAUCCGGACGAUGUUACCUGCGAGUGGGUAUUCCAGGGCGAGAAGGUGGUUAAAGAGAGGGAUCAUCGUUACCACUUUCCUGAAGGCUGGGUGCUGGAGAUCUGGAACGUGAGCAGGCGUGAUGCGGGGCAUUACAGAGUGGAGUGCUCCAAUACUGAAGGAAAGAACAGCACCAUCGUCAAACUGGACGUCCAGUAUGCUCCGAGUGUGAAGAUGAAGAAGGACCCGGUGUUCGUUAACGUUGGAGACACUGCAGAUUUGAUGUGUGAAGCUGAUGCCAACCCCAUCAACCCUGGCAUGUUCUCCUGGAAGUGGAUGGGUGAUGGGGAGGUGGAGGAGCUGGGUGAAGAGAGUGAGGAUGGUGCUACUGGCAUGUUGACUCUGUAUGAGGUGACCCGUGCUCAAGCAGGACCUUACCAGUGCACAGCAGAUAAUGACAUAGCGCCCCCUGCCAGUGUGGUGGGACAACUUAUCGUCCGCUUUGCACCAGAGUUGCAAAAGGGGGCACAGUGGAAGAAGGUGGCCAGUAGAGGGGAUGGUACCACUGAUGUGGACAUUCUGUGCCAGGCAGAAGGCGUUCCACGAGUCACCUUCAAUUGGGCCAAGAAUAGUUUACCACUGGACUUCAACAACCCCAGGUAUAUUGAGCGGACGGUCAGGGAGGGGGUCGUCCACACCAGUACCCUGACUGUAGUUAAUGUGAGUGCAGCGCUGGACUACGCUGUUUUCACCUGUACGGCCCGCAACAGCCAGGGGGAGGACAGUCUGGACAUACAACUACUUAGCACCAGUUACCCAGACCCCCCUUCAGACCUGAAGCUGCUCAGUGUCUCUUCCAGUUCUGUCACUCUGGAGUGGAUGCCAGGCUUUGAUGGAGGCCUGAUCCAGAACUUCCGUGUCAGGUAUCGGUGGGCGGAGUCUGCCAGUUAUCUCUACGUGGAUGUCUUUCCUCCAAGAGCCACUGUCUACACAGUCACUGGCCUGAACCCUUCCACCACCUACAACUUCUCCGUCAACGCCAUUAACCCCGUGGGGGAGAGCAGUUAUGCAGACAAUGGGGUAGUACUGACUGUCACCACCUUGGCUCGCGAGCCCGCUCCCGACGAGCCUCAGCCAGAAGUGCCGGACUCCUCAGAAGCCUCCGCUGUGCCAGUCUACGCCAUAGCCGUCCUGGUUGGAGGGCUCCUCCUGCUGCUCAACGCGUUAGGCUUCGUUCUGUUCGCCCGGUGGAAAAGGGGGAGGAGUCUGAAAGAGGGGGCAGGCGGCGCUUUAGAGGGAAAGAAGAGCGAGAGCGAGGGGUCAUCUGUGAGUAGCUCCAGCCGUUAUGCAAGCAGAGAGAGGAUCAACGCUUCUGCCCAGCGCACCCUGCUCAUCGACACCAGCUCUGAACCCGACAGCAGCGGCAGCGUAUACGAGAGCUAUGGAGGGGAAAGCUAUCACUACUACUACCCCACUGAGGCCUACAGCCCUGCUCUAUACCCCCAUCCGGAGGCUCCUGAGGAACAGGGUAGCAGACCUGGUUUGAACCCUCUCAGCCAUGAGUAUGAGGAGGUCAGAGACUGGAGACCAUAUGAAGACCUGCUAGCACCCACUCUACCUCCUGUCACUGUCCAGGGGGUUGGUGUUGACCGGAUAGGCAGGACACCACUUCCUUCUUACCAAGAAGCUGGGCGGCGAGGUGAAGCUGAUUUGGACCCAGCAAGUGCAGUUUACAAUUCUCUGGCUUACAGACGCAAAAAGGAUUCAGAUUUGCCGUUUGAACUGAGGGGGGAGCUGGUUUAAGAGCUAACAAAAAUGCUAGAUACUUCAUUGAAUGGUCCGUAGCUGAUCCAGGUGGUGUGGAAUGCUUCAUUCACUGUAGUAAUUUUGCAUUUGUCUUAAAUCUAUGAUUUUGACAGUUUUCAAAUUUUAAAUGCUGGUUGAUAACAGGACAAAAUAUAUGGCCAGAUUGUCAAAGAUUCUGACGAUAGCAAAAAUGAUUGUACACAUGGCAUUUUUAAAAAAGGCUGUAGCAUUUUAUUUGGGGACUUUUUAAGUAUCAAAUAACAUAAAAACAAACAAAAUAGCUUAUGUUAGUAUGCUAGUAAUAUCAAGAAAAUAUAAUGCGUUUUACGAACAACGUUACAUGUGCAUAUAAAAAAAAAUGAUUAAGUUCAGCUGAAGUUUGAUUAAACUGACAUGUGGUGCAUACACUUGUAUAACGAUGCAACGCAAUGCAUAUACUUCAUAAAAUACCUGAUAUCAUCUUGUGAUUACUGGCAUCAACCAUUUAUAAAUGUCAUUCAUCAACUUAUAAAUAUGUUAUUCAAAACUUAUGCAUGUGUUAUAAGGUCACUAUGUAGGUAGCCUUUAAAUGAAAUGUGUAAAAUAAUGCAAAAUUCUGUUAUAUUUGACGUACAAUAUGUUAUAUUCUGGAUCUAAUCAUAGUAUUACGACAUUUAAACGAUAACACUAUAUAUUGUGUAAACUGUCAAACAAGCUGUUCCCAAAGUCUAAGCCUGGACGCACUUCCAAAGGUCUGCACAAGGGGGCUCCAUACGUACUUGGUUUCACACCUUCCUGUGUUGACAAAUAACAGUUUGUGUGGGUGAUUAUUAUCUUUUUUUUUUUCUUUUACAUUGUUGUUGUUAUUGUUUUUGGGCCUCAAUGGUUUGGACAUAUUUUCCCAGUUAGCUCAGCAAACUAUUUUUGCCUGUGAUCAUUCCUUGCCUGGGUACAGUCUUAUUGUUGUCUGAGGACACUUGGCAUCCGUGACCUGGGAGGAAAAGAUCUGAUGUAAGAACCGUGUCGAAGGUAAGGACUGCUCAGCAAAAGCACAAUGAUUCUUGGAAGUAAACAAUGCAGACACCAUUGCCUCUUUUCACACGGACUCUUUUCAGGUGUCCAUAACAAAAUGAUUAUGCAAUGAUCUGAAGGAUUAAACAUCUCUCGAGGCUGAUGCGUGAUUGACACUUUGGAGAAGUGUCUGUGUCCAGUGCUUGAAGCUGGGUUGAAGUGCACACAGAGUAAAGCACAGCUAAACAGACGUCAGUGUCUUAGACGUAUGUCUACCCAACAAGGCAUAAAGUUGGCAGGCCAAUAAGUACGGCAGCUGGCAGCUUACCUGUGUCUGGAUCAUCAGUUUGCAGGUAUCUGCCAGCAGCCCUGCCCUGCCAAGCACCAGCCGUAAACCAGCAACUGGCAUGUGCUGCUGAUGGGAUUCUUGCCAUUGAAAAUAGAUAAAUAUGAGAACAUCACUACAGCUUGUGAAAGUGUAUUUACGGUAGAUUUAUUAAAGGAACACUAACGUUACAUCACAUUAUAUGUUAUUAGUCCAUAGAUUUUGAUAAUAGAUGCUACAUUUUUACUGAGAUACUAUUAUGGUUGUAUAAACAAACACCAAUAUAGCAUUUAUUUACAAUAUUUACAAUACUCACAUUUUGAAAGGUUUUUGUUCAUAUAAAGAGGUGUGGUGAUAUUGAUUAAUGAUGUCAAAUUAAACAAAUUUCUCAUAUUUUGGCUUCAAUUUUUAUAUGAUUCCACAGAAUUUAGGAACAAAUAAACAAGCAAACAAACCAACAUAGAGGUAGUUAGAGAUGCAUGAAUAGAUAUAUAAAUUUAAGGAUACACAGCACUAGAUAUAACUGGGGAAAACCAAAGAAUGUGUGCCAUGUGACAUUUUUCAAACGAUUCCAGAUUGUUCUCUUCCCAUUUUCAUUGUUCUGUAAUGUUGUCUCCCAGUCACCGUUCUAUGAACUUCCCAUUAAUACUAUUAUGCAGUGCUUCCACCCCCAUUAGCACUGCUCUGUUUUCCCCAUUCACUGUUCCAUAAUCAUUGUUCUCAAGUCUCACGCUUUGAGCGUGUGACACACGCACCUCAGCGAGUUCACACGCUGCUAUUAUAAUAUAUUAUUAUUAUACGCCACACAUGCUAUUUCUCACUCUUGAUUUUUUUUUUUAUCCAAUCAAAAAUUAAUUUGCCCUGUCUACAAACAAGUCACAGCCACUGGUCACAGCGCUUCUGUGCUCAGAGAAGUUACCCACUUACCACACCCUAUUCAGCCAAUCCAUCGGUUGCAUAUUAUAAAGAACUCUCAUUGAGCCAAUCAGAAUAUAGAUCGCUCUGUCGUUUGGCAGAUCUAGUCAAAGAGGGUGGAGUUUCAGCCAGAGUGUCAGGCGCGAAGAACUGUCCAAUUCGAUUCUGACUAACACACGUCGGUGAACAACUGAAGGAGAACGGCACCACUGGAGCCUGACGAUGUUUUAAAUGUUCGGUUAGUCAGAGACCUUUUGGGGUAUUUAUAGGGUCUUUCUGGGUAUUAUAGGGUAGAAUAACUUUGGUUUAGUCACCUUAGAGCUGUCAUGAACAUGGAUACGUUUUUAACCGUUUGUUGUUUAUUUAGAAUGUCAGGGAAGACACAGAAGAGCCUUAUUUCCUUCUGGGACAAGGCUCAGAAACCAAAGGCAAAUUUGUGUUUUUGUUUUGUUUGUUUUUCUUCUUGCUUGUACUUGUACCUGUUUGUACUUUUAAUUAUAUGUCAUAGAAUAAACCAUGAAAUUUGAUCAAA